AUGGUGAUGAGAAAGCUAGAGUUACCAUUGAACCAGACUCAGAAGGUCAGGUUUGAGAGAGCUAUGGAGCAGCUACAAUCUCUCUCCUCGACGGCGCAAAACUCUGUUUCCGUCACUGAUUCCAUCGCCGUCAACCACGAAGAUGCCUUACUUAAGGGACACGGAACUUACGAGGUCGAAGGUGAGUUGCUGUCAACGGUCUGCGGAGUUGUGGAGCGCGUGGACAAGCUCGUCUAUGUACGCACCUUGCGAGCUAGGUACAAGCCUGAGGUUAAUGAUAUUGUUGUAGGCCGUGUCAUUGAGGUUGCUCAAAAACGUUGGAGAGUGGAUAUCCACUCUACACUUGCUUACAUGGAUCUGCCUCAUGAUGAUGCUGUUCAGAAGCGAAAAACGUCUGAAGAUGAACUCAAUAUGCGGAAUAUCUUUGUAGAAGAUGAUGUCGUUUGUGCUGAAGUACACGACUUUCAGCGUGAUGGUAGCUUGGUUCUACAAGAUAAAAGUCAGAAGUAUGGUAAGCUCGAGAAGGGACAACUUCUGAAGGUUGAUCCUUACUUGGUUAAAAGAAGCUACAAUCAUUUUCACUGCAUAGAAAGUCUUGGGAUCGAUUUGAUUCUCGGCCGCAAUGGCUUCAUUUGGGUCGGGGAACACUUCGAAGUGAGAGAUCCUAUGAUUGUGGAUGAUGAGAACUCCACCGAGAACACAGGAAAAGAGCAAAGCCAUACUCCACUUGAGACUCGACGAAGCAUUAUCAGAAUUGGGAAUGCGAUACGAGUCUUGUCGGCAUACAAGACAUGCUUGGAUCAGAGUUUCACGUUGUUGUCGCAGAGAACGAAGCUGAAAGAAGACGUGUAUAGAACAAAAGUUUUGGUGAUGCUUUGUAUUAGAUCAUGUAGGCUUGCUUGUUUUGACUUAACUUCUAUAUGUUUGUUGGUAUCAAAGCAAAUUGCGGAAUUGAGUCGUGUUUUUUGGAGAACUUACUUCUUUCAUAUAUCAGACAAAUGA
This is a messenger RNA of Arabis nemorensis, 1002 nucleotides long. The record is from the annotation of a GenBank genome assembly. Lineage: Eukaryota; Viridiplantae; Streptophyta; Magnoliopsida; Brassicales; Brassicaceae.